GAUACCGCUGUGUGGCGCUGGGACAGUACCAACCCGCAGCUAGAUCUAAUAAAACAAACCCAGUGUUAGGCGCGCUCGAACACACGCACACGCACAGUGGCGGACAAACAAAAACAACCAGCUGCCCGCAGCCACCAUCUCUCGUCUAGUUGGCCGUUGCAAUUAGAACGCGUCGUGUGACGCGUACUGCUUUGCUGUGGUGGGGCGACCACGACAGAGAGAAAGAGACAGCGAGCGCGUGCCCGAAAGCAUCACAAGAUCGCGAUCGAUUGCUCGGUUAGCCCGAAAGCGAUCCGGCCGUUGUGGUGCCGCACCGCGCUGUGCUGCUUUGAUUCAGUCGUUCAGUGACACUCGACCGGAAGACUCUACACCCGAUCAGCAAGCUCCACGCUCGAUCGGGCGCCGUUGCCGUCCUUGAACUUUAAAAGUAUCCGCAAAACCAACUAAAGCGCGACUACCGGACCAUCAGGGUCACCGGGGAGUUGUGUGAAGAGAGAGAGAGAGAGAGAGAGAGAGAGGCAGUGCGUACCGGAGGGUGAAAGUAAGUGUGUGGAAGCGUGUAGAACCGUAGGCAGGCAGAUUUGGCGAAUUCCGUGCUGCUCGACCACCGCUGUCAGGUGAUUGAUUUUUCAAACAGGCUUUGUGUGCAAACGAUCGCAAGCGCAAGGCAGUCACGUGAUAGGUAUCACGAGUUGUUCUGCCUGUUCGAUCUCAUGCUCCUCUCGACACAGUCGGUGAGGCGAGGAACACCGCUUUCGGGGGUCGUUUAGAGCAGCUAUCGGUGCCUCGUUUUUUGUUAGCUCGUUAAACUAAUUGGUGAACAAUUACUUUCACUGGCUCGUUUUUGUGUUGGCCCUCCCGGGCAGCUUGAUUUCAGCUUGUAGGAGAACCCCCCAGCCCCCGCCACCACCAUGGCGAUGAUGUUCCGGAGCGAGGAGAUGGCCCUGUGCCAGAUGUUUAUUCAACCGGAAGCGGCCUACACGUCCGUCUCCGAGCUGGGUGAAACGGGCGCCGUCCAGUUUCGUGACCUGAACGCCGACGUGAACGCGUUCCAGCGCAAGUUUGUCAGCGAGGUGCGCCGCUGCGACGAGAUGGAGCGCAAGCUGCGCUACGUCGAGGGCGAGGUGAAGAAGGACAGCGUGCAGAUCCCGGAGUGCUCGGUGGACGAUUGGCCGCGGGCGCCGAACCCGCGCGAAAUCAUCGACCUCGAGGCGCGGCUCGAGAAGACGGAGAACGAAAUACUGGAGCUGUCGCAGAACGCGGUCAACCUGAAGUCGAACUAUCUUGAGCUGACCGAGCUGAAGCACGUGCUCGAGCGGACGCAAUCGUUCUUCUUCGAGCAGGAGGUGAUCGUGAGCACGGACGCGGCGAAGAGCAACCUGAUCGCGGAGGACCCGACCGCGGCCCAGAGCCGUGGGCGGUUGGGUUUCGUGGCGGGCGUCAUCCAGCGCGAAAAGAUGCCCGGUUUCGAGCGGAUGCUGUGGCGCAUCUCGCGCGGUAACAUCUUUCUGCGCCAGGUCGAGCUGGAGGAACCGUUGGAAGAUCCGGCCACGGGCAAUGAAAUCUUCAAAACCGUGUUCGUGGCGUUCUUCCAAGGUGAGCAGCUGAAGGCGCGCAUCAAGAAGGUGUGCACCGGGUACCACGUGUCGCUGUACCCGUGCCCCAGCUCGGGCUCGGAGCGCACCGACAUGGUGAAGGGCGUCUGCACCCGGCUCGAGGACCUGCGGAUGGUGCUGAACCAAACGCAGGACCACCGGGCGAUCGUGCUGGCCAGCGUGGCGAAGGAGCUGUUCAGCUGGCGCAUCAUGGUGAAGAAGAUGAAGGCGAUCUACCACACGCUCAACCUGUUCAACAUGGACGUCACGAAGAAGUGUCUGAUCGGGGAGUGCUGGGUGCCGGUGCCGGACCUGCCCAAGGUGCAGAAAGCGCUCUCCGAUGGGUCGGCUGCGGUGGGCAGCACCAUCCCGUCCUUCCUGAACGUGAUCGACACGAACGAAGCACCGCCGACGUACAAUCGGACGAACAAGUUUACGCGCGGCUUCCAGAAUCUGAUCGACGCGUACGGUAUCGCCUCGUACCGGGAGGCAAAUCCGGCCCUGUACACGAUCAUCACCUUCCCGUUCCUGUUCGGUAUUAUGUUCGGUGAUCUGGGGCACGGUAUGAUCAUGGCGCUGUUCGGCCUGUGGAUGGUAACGGGCGAGAAGAAGCUCGGUGCGAAGAAGUCGACCAACGAAAUUUGGAACAUUUUCUUCGGCGGACGGUACAUCAUCCUGCUGAUGGGACUGUUCUCCAUGUACACCGGGUUCGUGUACAACGACAUCUUCUCCAAGUCGAUGAACAUCUUCGGUUCGGCCUGGAGCAUCAACUACAACACGUCCACGGUGAUGACGAACAAGGAUCUUACGCUCAACCCGGGCUCCACGGAUUACGACACCGAGAUCUACCCGAUCGGGCUGGAUCCGGUGUGGCAGCUCGCUUCGAACAAGAUCAUCUUCCUCAACUCGUACAAGAUGAAGCUGUCCAUCAUCUUCGGCGUGGUGCACAUGAUCUUCGGCGUGUGCAUGAGCGUGGUCAACCAUAACUUCUUCAAGAAGCGCAUCAGCAUCGUGCUCGAGUUUCUGCCGCAAAUCAUCUUCCUGGUGCUGCUGUUCGCCUACAUGGUGUUCAUGAUGUUCAUGAAGUGGAUCGCUUACACGGCCAAAACCGACUACCAGCCCCGCACGCCCGGCUGCGCCCCGUCCGUGCUGAUUAUGUUCAUCAACAUGAUGCUGUUUAAAAACUCCGAACCCUUCCACGGCUGCGACGAGUUCAUGUUCGAGGGCCAGAACGAGCUGCAGCGCACGUUCGUGUUCAUUGCGCUGCUCUGCAUUCCCUGGAUGCUGCUCGGCAAGCCGUUCUAUUUGAUGUUCAAGCGCAAGAACGCUUCGCCGACACCCAUCCCGAACAAUGGCGACGUUCACCAGGCCGGUGACUCGAACCACACUUCCUCCAGCCCGAAACCGCACGAUUCGCACGACGAUGAGCCGAUGGCGGAAAUCUUCAUCCAUCAGGCCAUUCACACGAUCGAGUACGUGCUCAGCACCGUGUCGCACACUGCGUCCUACCUGCGUCUGUGGGCUCUGUCCCUUGCCCAUGCCCAACUGUCCGAGGUGCUGUGGAACAUGGUGCUGUCGAUGGGGCUGAAGCAAACCUCCUACAAGGGUGCCAUCAUGCUGUACUUUGUCUUUGGCGCCUGGUCCCUGUUUACGCUCGCCAUUCUCGUCAUGAUGGAAGGACUGUCCGCCUUCCUGCAUACGCUUCGUUUGCACUGGGUCGAGUUCAUGAGCAAGUUUUACGAAGGCUUGGGCUACGGUUUCCAACCAUUCUCGUUCAAGCUGAUCAUCGACAGCGAUGACGACUUGGAGUAGUGGAGUGGCCGACCUAUCCGUCCUACAACUUUAUUAAAUGGAAAAAAAAUGAUGAUUAAUACACCCUUGUAGUAUUGGAGGGUAUGCACGGUUCUGUACGGUUCUCGCCCGGUUCCGUCGAUUCAUACCCCAAGCAAAAUUAGCGGUGGUAGUAGUAGUAGUAGUAGUGCAAUCGUAAAUGCAAGUACUAUCUGCACGGCAUAACUGCA
Messenger RNA from Anopheles arabiensis, 3616 nucleotides. Its product is annotated as V-type proton ATPase 116 kDa subunit a1-like. Gene Ontology annotation, cellular component: vacuolar proton-transporting V-type ATPase complex; plasma membrane; vacuolar proton-transporting V-type ATPase, V0 domain. The record is from RefSeq and is a predicted model, not a curated record. The transcript has 6 exons. Gene Ontology annotation, molecular function: ATPase binding; proton-transporting ATPase activity, rotational mechanism. Lineage: Eukaryota; Metazoa; Arthropoda; Insecta; Diptera; Culicidae. The coding region runs from base 912 to 3407 and encodes 831 amino acids. Gene Ontology annotation, biological process: vacuolar acidification; proton transmembrane transport.